AUGAUUUUCACGCGCGGUGUCUCCCUGACGAAUUUCGUCAUUGCCAGUUCGGCCCUGGCCUUCCAGGUCUUUGUUCUCUACCCGUGGCACGAACGGCUAGACGAGGAAUUUCGACGCCUGAAGCAGGAGCACAUCAACAUUCUUCACCAGGGCGAAGAGGUCCGACUCGGCGAACUGAAAGGAAUCAACGAACAACUCAAGAAACUAGGCCACGGCCAGAAAUAA
Molecule: messenger RNA, 225 nt
Organism: Fonsecaea pedrosoi CBS 271.37
Lineage: Eukaryota; Fungi; Ascomycota; Eurotiomycetes; Chaetothyriales; Herpotrichiellaceae
Exons: 1
Coding region: 1-225 (74 amino acids)
Source: RefSeq, a predicted model, not a curated record